Messenger RNA from Cucurbita maxima (winter squash), 1511 nucleotides. RefSeq lists its product as uncharacterized. Gene Ontology annotation, cellular component: membrane. Gene Ontology annotation, biological process: protein ubiquitination. Gene Ontology annotation, molecular function: ubiquitin-protein transferase activity; zinc ion binding. The record is from RefSeq and is a predicted model, not a curated record. Lineage: Eukaryota; Viridiplantae; Streptophyta; Magnoliopsida; Cucurbitales; Cucurbitaceae. The transcript has 8 exons. The coding region runs from base 380 to 1300 and encodes 306 amino acids.
UAUGAAAAUAAGGUUGAGGGCGUUGGAUUGGAAUGGAGGAAGUUUGGAGCGAAGAAAACUCCGCCUGUACAUAGCCAAUCAGGUCCACUCGCCUCCAAAUUCCUUCUUUUUUUAGUUUUUUGUGGAAUCUUGUACAAAACGCGGACUUACCCAUCUUCCAUUUUCCUUUCCAUUCCGCACCUAACGCGUUUUCUCUUCCUCUUCCACCUUUGUUUUUCCUUUUCUCCUUCAUUUUUUUGUCUUCUCAAUUCACUCUAUUCCUCUUCUUUCUCGCUUCUUUUCCUCCUCUAAUUGAUCCUUUCGCCUCUGUAGGGUUUCUUUCUUUUCUUGAAUUGAUCGCCUGAGUUGGGUUUUUGGUGAUAUAGGGGUUUUGAGGACAAUGAGCGAUCAUCUUGUCCUGUAUGUUGACCAUUUGAUUCCACCAGUUGCUCCAGUUCAACCUGUGUCCGACCCGGUUGACCCGGUUCCUUCCGCACCGCGUGAGGGUGUUUCUGACUCGGCUGCGGCUAUUCCUUCGUCUUCUACUGCCACUGCGGAUGAUCGGACGGUGGAGCAGGAUGCACCCAAUGAGGAGGACCCUCUGAUUCAGGCGGCGGAGUGUCGCAUUUGUCAGGAAGAAGACACUCUCAAUAAUUUAGAAACUCCCUGCGCGUGUAGUGGUAGUCUUAAGUAUGCUCAUAGGAAGUGCGUUCAACAUUGGUGCAAUGAGAAAGGGGACAUAACUUGUGAGAUAUGUCAUCAGUCUUAUCAACCUGGAUAUUCUGCACCCCUUCGUUCUGAAGAAACUGUGAUUGAUAUGGAGGGACGAUGGACUAUCGCUGGUAACCCGUUAGACCUUAGAGAUACUCGGCUAUUGGCCAUUGCGGAGGCAGAACGUAAUUUCUUGGAAGCUGAAUAUGAUGAUUAUGCUGCUUCAAAUGAUAGUGGAGCUGCAUUUUGCCGAUCAGCUGCCCUUAUUCUAUUAGCCCUUCUCCUUCUGCGACACGCAUUGACCAUAACUGAUCCAGACGGUGAUGACGACGACGCAGCUGCCUUUUUCUCUAUUUUCUUGCUUCGUGCUGCUGGUUUUCUUCUACCAUGCUACAUCAUGGCUUGGGCCAUCAGUAUCCUGCAACGUCGUCGACAAAGACAGGAGGCGGCAGCACUGGCUGCAACACAAGUGGCGUUUGUGCUACAACAUGGACAGCAUAGAGGUUUACAAUUUGCAAUUGCAUCAGCAGGACCGCCCCUCACCCCCCACCCUCACCCACACCCACACCCACACCCUCACCCUCACCCGCACCCUAACCCUGCUGUUUGAACCACAACCAAUCAUGUAAUAAUACUAUGUUGUUCAUACAUGGAAAGCCUUUCUUCUACUUCCCUCUGUCGUCCUCGUUUUGGCUGUGGAUACAAACAUUUUUCCCAAGUUGAAUUUGCUGCUGUAAUCUGUGCUGUAAUCUCUGGAUUCUUUUUGUUUUCAUAUGGAAAACAAGGCCAAUAUUUAGAAGGAAAAGUAGGGGAUUUCUUCA